CCAGAUCGCUGGUUCUCACGUUGUCACUAUUGUUCCUUUUCUGCUUUUCUCCUCUGGCUUUCCGCACCUUUCCGUUUGGUGCCUCGUGAGAAGCGUUGUACGGCAUCGAACAAAAAUGGCUAUUCGACCAGUGUACAGGCCUACGAUCGUGAAGAAGAGGACGAAAAAGUUCAUUCGUCAUCAGAGCGAUCGUUACAGUAAACUGAAGAGGAACUGGCGUAAACCAAAAGGUAUCGACAACAGAGUGCGUAGGCGUUUCAAGGGACAGUAUCUGAUGCCCAACAUCGGUUACGGAAGUAACAAGAAAACGCGUCACAUGCUACCGACUGGUUUCAGGAAAGUUUUGGUACACAACGUCAAGGAAUUAGAAGUUCUGAUGAUGCAAAACAGAAAAUUCUGUGCCGAAAUUGCCCACGGUGUAAGCAGUAAAAAACGUAAAUCGAUCGUCGAACGUGCUCAGCAACUUUCAAUAAGGGUGACCAAUGCCAAUGCGAGACUGCGUUCUCAAGAGAACGAAUAAAACCAUAUUCUUGUUUGAUUUAAUAAUAAAGCGUUUAAAGUAAGUCCGGUA
Messenger RNA from Ceratina calcarata, 571 nucleotides. It is a transcript of the gene RpL32, whose product is annotated as ribosomal protein L32. Lineage: Eukaryota; Metazoa; Arthropoda; Insecta; Hymenoptera; Apidae. Gene Ontology annotation, molecular function: structural constituent of ribosome. The transcript is spliced from 4 exons. Bases 116 to 520 code for a protein of 134 amino acids. The record is from RefSeq and is a predicted model, not a curated record. Gene Ontology annotation, biological process: translation. Gene Ontology annotation, cellular component: cytosolic large ribosomal subunit; ribosome.